Messenger RNA from Phacochoerus africanus (Common warthog), 1832 nucleotides. It is a transcript of the gene SFTPA1, whose product is annotated as surfactant protein A1. The record is from RefSeq and is a predicted model, not a curated record. Bases 42 to 788 code for a protein of 248 amino acids. NCBI's taxonomy places the organism in Eukaryota, Metazoa, Chordata, Mammalia, Artiodactyla, Suidae. Gene Ontology annotation, cellular component: rough endoplasmic reticulum; multivesicular body. The transcript is spliced from 4 exons.
GGCCCUUCCCUUCUGCAGGAAAAGCUGCUGAGGCGGGCGCCAUGCUGCGGUGGCCUUUGGCCCUCACCUUCUUGUUGCUGGCAGUUUCCGGCCUCGAGUGCGAUGUGAAAGAAGUUUGUCUUGCAAGCCCUGGCAUCCCGGGCACUCCUGGAUCCCAUGGGCUUCCAGGAAGGGAUGGGAGAGAUGGAAUCAAAGGAGACCCUGGACCUCCAGGCCCCAUGGGCCCCCCUGGAGGGAUGGCAGGCCCCCCUGGACAAGAUGGGAUGAUUGGAGCUCCUGGACUCCCUGGGGAGCGUGGAGAAAAGGGAGAACCUGGUGAGAGGGGCCCUUCAGGGCUUCCAGCUCAUCUAGAUGAGGAGCUCCAGAGUGCACUCCAUGAGAUCAGACAUCAAAUCCUGCAGUCCAUGGGUGUCCUCAGUUUCCAGGAGUUCAUGCUGGCAGUGGGAGAGAAGGUCUUCUCCACCAAUGGGCAGUCAGUCGCUUUUGAUGUCACUAGAGAGUUGUGUGCCAGAGCAGGUGGACGCAUCGCUGCCCCAAGGAGUCCAGAGGAGAAUGAGGCCAUUGCAAGCAUUGCGAAGAAACACAACACUUAUGCUUACCUCGGCCUGGUUGAGGGCCCCACUGCUGGAGACUUCUACUACUUGGAUGGAACCCCUGUGAAUUACACCAACUGGUACCCAGGGGAACCCAGGGGUCGGGGCAAAGAGAAGUGUGUGGAGAUGUACACAGAUGGCCAGUGGAAUGACAGGAACUGCCAGCAGUACCGACUGGCCAUAUGUGAGUUUUGAGCAGGUGCCAGGCCACAGGAUGGAUAGGGUCCUGCCUUGCCUUUCAGCCUCCAUCCUGGGGAUCUCUUUGGUCUAUGAGAUGCUGGAACUCCUUUGUGGCUAUCAGAGUUGGAGGCAUUCUUGGCCACUUCACUCCCAGCUGGGCCCUGACUCCUCCCCCAUGAUCACUAAUCAGUCUGAUUCCUCUGGAACCCUUUCCUUUCACUGCACGCUAAGCAGCCACUCUAACGUUGCCCUUUCUUCCUGUUGUUGUCCAAGUCCUUCAUUUAUGGAUGGCAACAGUGAAGUCCUGGGAUGGAAGUUUCUUCAGAAAUCACACAGAGGGUGCCUGCUUCCUGGCUCCCUCUACUCUUUCUCUGCAGCCCACUGCCUGCCCAGCCUUAAAGAGAUUUGGCAGUUCUGGCCAAGCAUAGUGAUAGUCAGAUAGGCUUCUGGGACAUGCUAGAUGUGUGGGGCUAAGGGUACAUUUGGGAUCAUCUGGCAGCCUGAGGUCUGUGGGGGCACAUCUGUGCGGGCUCUUCAUGAGGUCAGAGGUCCAGGUCAUGCCUGAGCAUGGUAGAGGCCACCCCACCCCUAGUGAUUAGCAUGUAUUAUCCACUUCCUUGAGUCUUGGGGUGCCAGCUCAACUCCCUGAACUAAAAGCAGCCAGCCUACCUCUAGGGAAGAUCUUACCCCCAACCUUGGCCAUUGCCCCAGUGACUUCAUGACUCCCCACCACUUUGGACUUUCAGGGAAGUGUUCACAGCAUUCACCACAUCAUUAUCUACUAAACACAUACUAUGUAUCGAGCACCUUGCCAAGCACUUUUAAGACAUCUUAUAAAAUAUUACUGAAUCUUCACACAGUACCAAUGGAUGAGCAUUAUUUUCCCCAUUUUUUUAUAUGGGGAUACUGAACUUAGAAAAAAAGAGUUUUAUUAUAUGCAGCAAGUGGCAGAGGCUGGUUUCAAACCCAUCCACCUGGACUCAAAGCUUAUGCUCGUAACCACCCUACCCUCUCACUGAAUGGAGAUGAUUCAAGUGUAAUAAAUCAUGCAUGUGUUAA